Lathyrus oleraceus (garden pea) is the source of this 1590-nucleotide messenger RNA. RefSeq lists its product as uncharacterized. The annotation marks the transcript as partial. The record is from RefSeq and is a predicted model, not a curated record. The transcript is spliced from 3 exons. Gene Ontology annotation, molecular function: nucleic acid binding; zinc ion binding. Lineage: Eukaryota; Viridiplantae; Streptophyta; Magnoliopsida; Fabales; Fabaceae.
CAAAGAGAGAAUCCGCCGGUGUUUAAAGGGAAGCAUGAUCCAGAUGCAGCCUUGGGAUGGUUGAAAGAGAUUGAGAGAAUCUUCCGUGUUAUGGAUUGCAGUCCAGCUCAGAAGGUUCGGUAUGGUACUCACAUGCUAGCAGUCGAAGCUGAUGACUGGGAAUUUCUGAGAAAGUAUUAUCCGGAAGAUGUCCGUGGUAAGAAGGAAAUCGAGUUCCUUGAGCUGAAGCAAGGAAACAUGUCUGUCACUGAUUAUGCUGCGAAAUUUGUGGAGCUGUCCAAAUUUUAUCCUCAUUACACUGGUGCUGGUGCUGAAUUUUCAAAGUGCAUCAAGUUUGAGAACGGAUUGCGCUCUGAGAUUAAGAAGGCUGUUGGGUAUCAGAAGAUACGCAUUUUUACUGAACUGGUUGAUAGCUGCAGGAUAUUUGAAGAGGACAAUAAUGCUCAUUACAAGAUUGUCAGUGACCGCAAGGGAAAGCAGCAUCAAAACCGUGGCAAGCCGUAUGAUGUCCCAGUGGGAAAGGGGAAACAAGGAGCUGCUCCGGCUCAGAGGACUAGUAGGGGAGGUGCUCCUGCUGGUAUAGUUUGCUUCAAAUGUGGUCAGGCUGGUCAUAAGAGUAAUGUAUGCACUGCUGAAGUAAAGAGGUGUUUUCGCUGUGGUAAGACUGGUCAUGCAAUAGCUGAUUGCAAGCACAAGGAGAUGAUUUGUUUUAAUUAUGGCGAAGAAGGGCAUAUUGGAAGUCAGUGUCAGAAGCCAAAGAAAUCUCAGACUGGGAAGGUGUUCGCAUUGACCGGAACUCAAACCUCCUGUGAGGACAGACUUAUCCGAGGUACAUGUCUCAUAAAUGGUACUCCUUUAAUUACUAUUAUUGAUACCGGUGCUACCCACUGUUUUAUUUCUGCUAACUGUGCUCGAAGACUGGGUUUAAAAUUGUCCGCUUUGGAUGGUGAAUUGAUUGUUGAGACCCCAGCUAAGGGAUCAGUAACUACUUCUUUGGUAUGUUUAAAAUGUCCUUUGUCGAUCUUCGAUAAAGAUUUCUGUGUUGAUUUAGUAUGUUUGCAGUUGGAUGGGAUGGAUGUAAUUCUUGGUAUGAACUGGUUAGAGUAUAAUUAUGUUCAUAUAAAUUGUCAUCAUAAGUCGGUGAGGUUUUCCACUCCUGAAGAGGAAGGAGUUGACUUAUUACCUUUCAGAGAAUUGCGAAAAUUGAUGAAAGAAGGAGCUCAGAUGUUUUCCUUGAUGGCGACGUUGUCGGUUGAAAGUAAAGCUAAGAUAGAGGAACUGUUAGUGGUGAAAGAAUUCCCUGAAGUUUUUCCUGAUGAAAUUCCUAGUGUGCCGCCAGAGAGGGAAGUUGAAUUUACUAUUGAUCUGGUACCUGGUACUAGGCCUGUUUCGAUGGCACCGUAUAGAAUGUCGGCGUCUGAAUUGUAUGAAUUAAAGAAGCAAUUGGAAGACUUAGCUGAUGAUGCUACCGUCGAAGGAGAUGCUGCUGAAGCAAUUCCUAAGCCCAUCAAUGUCAAAGACUCAUCUCCUGAGCCUCCCCCACUAAAGGAAAAACCAAGGAACCCUGGUACUGGCUCCCGGAAAAUCUGA